Messenger RNA from Polychytrium aggregatum, 1040 nucleotides. RefSeq lists its product as uncharacterized. The transcript has a single exon. The record is from RefSeq and is a predicted model, not a curated record. NCBI's taxonomy places the organism in Eukaryota, Fungi, Chytridiomycota, Chytridiomycetes, Polychytriales. The annotation marks the transcript as partial.
AUGAUGUGCUGUCGCAAAGCCUGUAUCGUCGCAACCCGGAGCUGCUCCCGACGCUCUAUCAAAUCCUGCACGGCGCACAGGACCCUGACCUCAAAUCCGAUGCCCUGAGCUGCCUCCGGAACUUGUGCAUUGACGAAGAAUCGUGCCUCAAGAUCCUGGCCCUCGGAAACCCAAAGUUGAUGGAUCUGCUUCUCACGGGCGAGGCGAACCUGCGGCGCGGAUGCAUGUCGAUACUGCGCAACCUGGUACUGCAGAACUUGCAGUGCUUCAACGAGUUCUUCAAGACCGAGGGCUUUGUCUCGGAAAUCAUUGCCGAUGUGGCCUCGCGGGACCUGAACCUCCAGCGCUUUGCGAUCGAGAUCGUCAAGGGCUACCUCGACACGGGCACAGACUCGAUCCUGCAGGCCUUUUAUGAGGCCGACUCGAUGCCCGCCCUCCUGGUCCCGCUCGAGACUGCCAAUUCGAACCGCGAGAUUGCCGGCAUUUGCUUCAAGAUCCUGCAGAAGUUCGAGAGCAAGAUUCACGCCGGGAAGAACCCAUGGGUGCGGGUUUGGGCCGAGUGGAAGGCCCAAGACGACCAGCGCCGUGCCGAGCUGCGGGAGAAACGAAAGGCUGCCAGGGAGUUGAAGAAACAGCGGCGCGAGGAGAAGCAAGCUGCCGAAGGCAAGGAUAGUUCUGGGGGCAAGUCACCCAAAAGGAAGCCCAAAGGCGGCGGCCCAUCCAAGGGCAACCUCAAAUCCAAAAGCAGCGCAAAGCCCAAGAAAUCCACCCCCAAGAAGGGCCCCAAGCCCAAAGCCCCGCCAACGACGACCCCCAGGAGCCCAAAGAGCAGAAGUGACUAGUGUGGCGUGGGCGAACCCUCGCUUUGCUUGGUCGUCUCGUGUGUGCGCAUAUGUACUCUGCCUGCUGCUAUUCUGAGUCCCUAAUAGAUACGCUCAUCCGUCCGUCUGUUCAUCCAUCCAUCUGCUCAUGAUAUCAAUGUGUCGGUCGAGUUUUGUCCAUGGAUGUAUUAUGGGAGGUGCCCAGUAACCAACAGCCAC